Molecule: messenger RNA, 432 nt
Organism: Phytophthora nicotianae INRA-310
Lineage: Eukaryota; Oomycota; Peronosporomycetes; Peronosporales; Peronosporaceae
Exons: 1
Coding region: 1-351 (116 amino acids)
Source: RefSeq, a predicted model, not a curated record
AUGGAGUCGCCCAGCGUGUCACGGCUUGAAACUGGACCAAGAGACUCAAUCAUCGCAAGCACCCGUGUUGAAGUCACCAUUACAGCAAACGCUAUCCGCUUGGCGUUCCCACAUCUGAUUCACAACAAGAAGCGGUCACGAUUUGCAUCAAUGUUGCAGGGUCAACAGCUUGUGACGCAGGGCGUGGUGCAUUUCGAGUGGGACAGCGACUCAAGUCGUGUUACACUUCUACAAUCCAAAGCCGAUCUUUUGACCCCGAUGCUGAAGAUACUCGGAGACUUGGAGACGGUGGCAAGCGUUUUUCAAGAAGCUCUCAUUACACCUGAGUGCACGCUUUCGAGCAAAGACUAGAAGUCACCAUGAGCGGUAAGAGGUAAAGACUAUAAUAGUCAAGAAAAAAGAGCAAACAAAUAAAAUUCAUGAGUAAAUCCC